UCAAAAUAGGUAGCGCGUUCCUGGCAGCGUGCUGCGCACUGUUUGUUUAAAAAUAUCUCUCAGCUGAUGCUAGUUGACAGGGUCUAGGUCUUAGUCUGCAGCGAAUGGCAAGUUCAGCAAGGUUAAGUAGCUGUUAUUAGAUUGAGAUCUAAGAACUAGCCUGUGAGGAAUAAUGACAACUAAACGACGGCAGUCGUUUAUUCACAUGGAGUUAGACAGGUGGAAGGUUUUUAGUCUACUUUCCCCUGCUCUUCGCCAGAAAGUGCGCUUGGCUUGUGUCUUUGGCACCCAUGGAAAUGAAGCUCUUUUGGUCACUAUUGAUGAUGAGGUUUAUGCCUUGGGGUCUAAUGGACAUGGUUGUCUUGGCCUUGGAAAUCAACAGGGAACUUUGUUUCCCCAGUGUGUUGAACAACUUUGUGGCAAGGGUAUUCAAAGCUUCACUUAUGGGAGUGGUCCUCACGUUCUCGCACUUACUGAAAGAGGGGAAGUGUAUUCUUGGGGGCAGAAUGUGUAUUGUGAAUUAGGGCAUGGUGCAUCAACACCUGGUCUCUUACCAACAAUGAUUAGUAGUUUUCUCAGCACAUUAAAAGUCGUGGAGAUAGCAUGUGGAAGUCAUCAUAGUAUCGCAUUAACCGACUGUGGACAGGUUUUUGGCUGGGGUGAAAACAAUUGUGGACAAGUUGGAUCAGGUACAACAAGCAACCAAUGUACUCCAGUGAGAGUGACCCAUUCGCUUUCAUCUCGCAAAGUUGUCAAUGUAGCAUGUGGUCAAGUAAGCACCCAUGCACUUUUGGAUAAUGGAGAGGUAUACAGCUGGGGUUAUAAUGGAAAUGGGCAGUUGGGUUUAGGCAAUUCUGUUGUGAAUCAGUUGGUACCUGCCUUUGUUCAAAGUCUUGUCGGUGUUGUAAUCACCAAGGUAAUGUGUGGUCUAGUUCAUUGCCUAGCCUUGACUGAUGAAGGAGAGUUGUACGGAUGGGGUGCUAAUAGUAUGGGUCAACUAGGAACAGGACAUAAGACCAAUAGUGUAACUCCGAUCAAAGUAGCCACUAAUAUAGGGAGAGUUGUGGACAUUGCUGCACAUCAUUACAAUAACAUGUCAGCUGCACGAACUCAACACAAAGUAUAUAUGUGGGGCCAGUGUCAAGGUCUUACAAUCACAUCACCAGUGGAGACCCCUUUUACAUCUUUGCAUGAGGUUUUUGCAUGCUUCGCUGAUACUGAAGUUACUUACAAACCCAUACAAUUAGAGAAAAAGUCAUCACAGAGUGUAGCAGAUUCGCUCCGUUUGGCUUUUGAUGAUCAGAAUACAAGUGACUUAACUAUCUUGGUUAAUGGAAAAAACAUUCAUGUACAUAAAUCGAUUUUGAAAAUUCGAUGUGAAUACUUCAGGAACAUGUUCAAGGAUCACUGGUCUGAAGACAAAAAGAGUGUUUUGGAGCUAAAACAGUUUUCAUAUCCUGUCAUAAAGGCUUUCCUCCAAUAUCUGUACACAGAUGAACUAGUCAUAGCUUCAGAAUGUGCCCUAGAGCUUCUUGAUUUGGCUAACGCCUAUUGCGAGCAACAGCUCAAAGAACUCUGUGAGCAAAUAUUAAAACAUGGUGUUAAUGUUGAAAAUGUUGCAACUCUUUAUUCCACUGCAAUUACACACCAAUCUGAGGAUCUGCGGAAGUUCUGCUUCAAUUUUAUUUUGAACCACAUGACAGCAGUGAGCCAAACGGUUGCGUUUAGCUCUCUUGAUGAAAACACUUUUCGUGAACUUAUUGUCAAAGCAGGAGAAGCCGGUGUUUUCAAAACUUAAGUUUGUUUUUUUUGUUUAUUUGAUCUCUGUUAUCUUAAAAGCUUGUCAGCUAAGAAAUUAUUGUUUUAUUUCAUGAUGUCCAGUACUUUUUAUCUUCUGUUUUGUUUUUACAAUUAAUUUUGUGGUGAUUUAAUGUCAUAGUGUGAAGCACCCUAUAGACCAGUCAAUGAUCUAAUUUUUUAGAAUUCUAGGGUGUUGUUGAUAUGGCUGUGAUACAAUAAUUCAUCAUUAUUUUAGAAAUAGAAAAUAUAAUUAGAUAGAUAGUUUCAAAUAUUUUGAAGGCUAUUUUUGUUUUUGUUUUAUGUUAUUUUUAAUGAAAUAAAGUAACACAUGUUUUUGCUAAAUCUA
Frankliniella occidentalis (western flower thrips) is the source of this 2146-nucleotide messenger RNA. RefSeq names its product RCC1 and BTB domain-containing protein 1. Gene Ontology annotation, molecular function: protein binding. The transcript has 12 exons. The record is from RefSeq and is a predicted model, not a curated record. The coding region runs from base 173 to 1798 and encodes 541 amino acids. NCBI's taxonomy places the organism in Eukaryota, Metazoa, Arthropoda, Insecta, Thysanoptera, Thripidae.